GUUAUUUAUCUAUAUGGUACCUCUUUUUAUACUCUAUAUAUCCUUUCUUAUAACAAUAUGUUUGUUUUCAUAUAAGUAUUACAAAUCUCAAAUUUCUUAUCCUCCUGGACCAUUUGGAUUACCUUUUAUAGGCUAUUUGCCAUUUUUAGGUGAAAAGCCUCACCUUAAAUUUACUCAUUACCUUUCUCCCAAAUAUGGUAAUGUAUUUUCCUUUAAAUUUGGGACAAAAUUAACCAUAGUUUUGAAUGAUUGGGAAUGUGUAAAAGAAGCAUAUAUCACAAAUGGCAAUAUUUUUGCUGGACGAUCAGAUUUAUUCUUAUUUAGGCUGCUAAAUAAAGGACAUGGAUUAUUGCAUUCUGAAGGGAAAUAUAGAAAGAAUCAAAAAAAGUUUUUGACAACUGCCAUGAAAGAUAUAUUAUCAAAUAAAGCAUUUAACAUAGUUAUGAUGAAAGAAGUUAAGCACUUAUGUAAUGCUGUUUCACUGAUGCAUAAUCAAGACUUUGACCCACAUGGUUUAAUACAAGGUUGCUUUUUCAACAUUGUUAGCCUUUUGGUAUUUGGACUAAGAUAUGAAUAUGAUGAAAAAAAAAUUACAGACUUUUUAGGUCUGAUUUGUCAGAAUUUUAAAUUGAUAGGUAAAAAGGUGGCCCCGCUAAACUUCCUGCCUUUCAUUUUACGUGAAAACUCUGUAAUAAAGAAAUUUUUUGAUUACGACGAAUUAUAUUUGAAUAUCAAUGGCAUCUCAAAAUUUUCUAUAGAGUGUAUCAGGGGACGUCUCGAAGAAAGAAAAAAUACUUUGUGUGGGGGUGAUGGUGAUAUUUGUUUUCGUCCACAAAAUAUUGUUGACAUAUAUUUGGACAAAAUGUUAUCAUAUUCAGCGCUUAAAAAUCUGAAUGAACAAAGUAUUCAGUUUACUGUCCCGGAACAACCUAUAAAAGUCAUAGAGAAUCUCAUUGAGAAAGGUCGGCUUGCUGAACUUAUUACUGGCGACGAAUUGCCCAUCAAAAAUGACAUAACUUUUACUAAGUAUAAUGACUUCCAAACAUCUGACCUACAGUCUUCCACCAAAUGCCGAAACUUAAUUGAAGAACAUGAUUUUCAAAUGAGAAACCCUUUUAAUCGUGAAUCUACAGCUGAUGAAAAGGGAAAAAACGUCAGGUGUCAGGAAAAUCAGGAUAAUAAUAAUCUUUUUGACAAGUCAUUUGAAAACUUUUUGAUGUCCGGUGAUGUUAAAGAAGGCUUUUCAGGCCUAGACUUGAUAAUCAGCGUAAUGGACGUAUUUUUAGGAGGCACCGAAACCACUCAAACCGUUAUGAGAUGGGGUUUAUAUUUUAUGGCCAAGUACCCUGAUAUUCAAUGUCAAGUUUAUUCGGAAUUGAAACGUUUUGUUGACUCGAAUAAAAGAAAAGGCUAUGAUAAAGACGGUGAAGAUUCUUUCGAGGAUAUGAUAACUUACAAUGAUAGGGAUAAUUUACCCUUUACAAUGGCGACCGUCCUAGAAAUUCAGAGAAGAGCUUGCAUUGCACCUUUGGGAUUUUUCCAUUCCAACACAAAGGAAAUCAACUCUUUUACUGGGCGAUACUUGAUUCCUGAAAGAUCGUUAAUAAUAGCUAAUCAUUGGGCUCUUCACCAUGACCCAAAGUAUUGGCCCGAACCUUAUGUAUUCAACCCGGAAAGAUUUUUAUGUGCCAUAGGAAGGAAUGAAAAUGGAGUAAAUGAGAAUGAUGAAUUAAAUGAGCCUCGUAAUAAUAAUGGUAUCGCCUAUCACAGAGGUAAAAGCGAUGCUUGUCCUAUUUUAGAUGUAAGUUUGAACAAAGAUCCACUUUUACCUGAUACGAAUAAAUAUAUCACUGAUAAUGAGUGUGAAGAGGAUUGCAACAAAAAAUUUAGAGUUGUUUAUGACAAGCCCAGCUACAUACCCUUUUCUAUAGGACCUAGGUCAUGUUUUGGUUCAAAUCUAGCGAAGAACGAAAUAUUUACGGUAUUUGCCAAUUUGCUUCUCAAUUUUCGGUUAAGUUUCCCUGAAGGGGAUGAUAAUAAUUCACCUAAAAUUAAAGUCGAAGAAGAUACCAUAGAUGAUGGUACAUUAUCAUUAACCUGGAGUCCCUUACCUUAUAAAAUUACGGCAGUUGCUAGGAAUUAAGUUUGUGAGAUUUAAAAAUGCCAAGAGUUGAUAAUUAAGAAAAAUAUUUUGAAUAUUUUUUACAAUCGUUUUUUUACAACAAAUUUUAUAUUUAUCAAUAAUAUUUGAUCACUCUUUAAAACAAUCACUGUUCUGUUUUUUUUCAGCGCACUUUCUUAACUUAAAUAAAUUACAAUGAAUUCUUGAUAAUAGCAAUGUAUUAUUAAAUACAAAUACUUUUUACUAAAUGUAGUUAAUGAUUAUUAAUAAUAUUGAAAGUUGUUAGUGUUGCAACUGACGAGCUUAUAAAUAAAAUAAUAUAAAUUAAAAAAUAUAUUAUAGAAAAUGUCAAUCAAGUUGAAUAUUACUUUUGUGGCUUUUUUUUAUAUAAAGAAUUAUUUGUUGAUAUAUAUAUUUUUUUCUUGGGAAUUGAUUCGUAAA
Messenger RNA from Gordionus sp. m RMFG-2023, 2563 nucleotides. RefSeq names its product cytochrome P450 1A1-like. The transcript is spliced from 10 exons. The coding region runs from base 14 to 2143 and encodes 709 amino acids. Gene Ontology annotation, biological process: xenobiotic metabolic process. Lineage: Eukaryota; Metazoa; Nematomorpha; Gordioida; Chordodea; Parachordodidae. The record is from RefSeq and is a predicted model, not a curated record. Gene Ontology annotation, molecular function: heme binding; iron ion binding; oxidoreductase activity, acting on paired donors, with incorporation or reduction of molecular oxygen, reduced flavin or flavoprotein as one donor, and incorporation of one atom of oxygen. Gene Ontology annotation, cellular component: intracellular membrane-bounded organelle; cytoplasm.